Messenger RNA from Osmerus eperlanus (European smelt), 706 nucleotides. RefSeq names its product complement C1q-like protein 2. Bases 168 to 665 code for a protein of 165 amino acids. Gene Ontology annotation, molecular function: protein binding. The transcript is spliced from 3 exons. NCBI's taxonomy places the organism in Eukaryota, Metazoa, Chordata, Actinopteri, Osmeriformes, Osmeridae. The record is from RefSeq and is a predicted model, not a curated record.
AGGUCCAGGUUCAUGGAGAAACGGAAGAUUUAGGUGAAAAUGACAUCUUGAAUCACCAGCUGAACAAUGAAGACAACGUUGUCAGUGAACUUCAGAUUGAACGACAAGAAAGUGAAGUUGCCUUUUCAGCGUUGUCCAAAUCAACCAACCUGUCUGAUCUUCAUGCCAUGCUGAGAGAGAUGAGCUUAGAGCUGCAACAGACAAAACGGACGUUGGAGGAACUAAAGAGAGAGAAUCUGGAUGGAAAGGUGGCGUUCUCCGCUUCCUUCUCUACAUCAGGGGGUGGCUAUGUAGGGCCCUUCUCUGGGACCACCAAUCAAGUGUCCCUUAUCUUCAGACACGUCUUCGUCAAUGUUGGAAAUGCUUACAACCCAAACACAGGUUCGUUUUUAUCCCCAACCAGAGGGGUCUACGAAUUCAAGAUCUAUCUUUACACCCAUGCACACACCUCAUACCCAGCAGCAGCUUUCUUGGUUAAAAACGGAGAACGGAUCGUUUUAGCUUAUGGUAAAUCAGAUAACUACCAAGUGAACACGGCAAAUGCUGUCACACUAAAGAUGGAGGAAGGCGAUGUGGUCAAUGUUCGUCCCCAAUCAGGUGCAAGGUUCUAUGAUAAUGAGAACCACCACUGCACCUUCAGCGGCCAAUUGCUGUUCACCUUAUAAAAGUUACCAUUUGGAUAAAUCCUUUAGUAAGUGUAAGAAAU